Molecule: messenger RNA, 6071 nt
Organism: Podarcis lilfordi (Lilford's wall lizard)
Lineage: Eukaryota; Metazoa; Chordata; Lepidosauria; Squamata; Lacertidae
Source: the annotation of a GenBank genome assembly
CUGCCGUAGUCGGCCACCGCCGCUGCCGCUCUCCCUUCCCUUCCCUUCGCUCCCACGUGGUUGCCGGGCAGGAGCAGCUGCGGUGGUGGCGGCGUAGUAAGUGGCCGGAGCGGCUCUUGGCGGAGGGCAGGGGCGGGGAGCGAGGGGAUCCCUUGGUGGAGGAAGGAAGGAGAGGGAGAGGGACCCCGGCUGCGCCCCGCUCGUAUGCCCUUCCUAGCCUGGCUGCGGUCGGGGCGUCUGGCCGCUCAUUCCCUCGGGAGACCAGCCGGUGGCUGGCGGCUGAACGGCAUGGCUAGCGUAGGUAUCGCCUCUUGAUCUUCGUCCGGCAAAGCUUCCUUACAAUAUGACUUUGAUCAGCUGGCGCUUCUUAGGAAAGGUGUUCACUUCAGGGCGCAGGAAACUGCCUUGAUGCGGAGCUAACUCAGGACUGCCGCCUCUUGCAGGGUUUGAGAGAGGGGACCUGGAGAUGCCACCGGGGGGGCGUUCGGCAUCAUCGUCAUCCUUGUUCUUACUAUUAAUUAAAUUUCUAUACCGCCCUUCAUCCGAAGAUCACUGGGCGGUUUAGGAAGACACAAAGAUUCAUACGGUAAUAACAAACCCAAUCCAUACAGAAAAAGCGAUUCAGUGCAGAUAAAAAGAUAAGAGGCAUGCCACUAGACUACAGCCUUUUCCUAUGCAACGUGGUGUUUCUGUUGGUUUAUAUUCCGUUCUUUUUUAAAAAGUGUAGUUUUACCUCUUUGUCCCCUGAAUUGCAGGGAUUCUUCUGUUGUUGAUGCGUUACCUGAUCUUCAGAGAUGUGCACUGUGAGCUGCGACGAAGUUGCUCGUUUUAGCUUGGCGUAUGGCAUUGCGUUGAAUGAUGAUGUCUGUAUACGUAUCUAUAUGUGAAGCAGAAUUAAAAUGCCACCAAAACCCCCAGUAGCUCCUUUUGGACUUACUUGCUUGAUUGCCCUAAGAAAAUUGUCUUUUGUCAGUUGAUUUUGAGUGAUCGAUUCAAUAUCUGUGUAAAGAAGGUUUCUGUGGCUGACGUGCCCUUUAAAUGAAGGACUUCAUUAGCUUUCGGAUGAUCUCUUCUAGUGCUUUGCAAUGGCCGAGGAGUUGAGAACCAUGGCUGGCAACCAAGCCAAGAGGCUGAAGAGCAGCUGCAGCAACAUAGAGGAGGCAGCGGAAGAAGUUGGAAAGCAGGAGGAAAACGGGCAUGAAACGAAACGGAUCAAGACCAGUGGGGAAGAGGUGGAGGACGGGGUGAAGAGGUUCCCCAAAAGGAAGGUUGUGAUGCUGAUGGCAUAUUCAGGGAAAGGCUAUCAUGGGAUGCAGGUGAGUGGUUCAGGUACCUAUGCUUGGGGAGUGUUUGUGGAGUUACCAGGCUAAUUUGUCAUUGGCCUUUGUUUAGGCAUGUAGGUAUAAGAUGAGGAUGGGGAUUGGUGGUCUUGCUGCUGCUGCUGCUCUGUUUUGUCCACCUAUUUAUUUAUUUAAAGCGGUGGGGAACCACUGGCCCGCCAGAUCUUUGAGGCUGGUGGGAAUUGUAGUCCAAUGACAUUUGGAGGGCCAAAGGCCCCCUGCCCUAUGAUUCACACAGGUGAAUACCACUGCUUCCCCCUGUGCUAUAGGGAGCCUUCACUGCCUUUGUGACAGUAGAAUUUGAACACAAGGCUGCAGAGCGGAAGAAAAGCAGGGCGACUCCCAUCUUGCCUCCCUUGAGAGACCAUGUGCCUUUGGGUCCCCUCUUAGCCACCACUUUUAAGACUUGGUGUCUGAGUUUGCUUUCCUCCCUUCUUCCUCUCCAUUAUUUUCCCUGCAAGUGCCAUGUCUUCUAGAUUGCAAAUCUGAGGGCAGGGACUCGCCCACUACUGAUGUUUGCAAGUUCUUCCUUUUAGCUAAAGGGCAGGCUAAAGAAACCAGACCAGUUACCACAUUAACACCUUUCUUUGAUCCAUCCCAGGCGCUUGUACCUGGGCUGACUUCCUGAUCCUUAGCUCAUCCUUUGUAGCAGCCAGGCAGCUCCAGCUCUGGCAAGUGAGAUGCAUUCAAUCUUUUCUUCUUUUUCAUUCCAGCGCAAUGUGGGGAAUGCUCAGUUCAAGACGAUUGAGGAUGACUUGGUGACAGCCCUCAUUCGAUCAGGCUGCAUCCCAGAGAACCACGGUGAAGACAUGAAGAAGAUGUCUUUCCAGAGAUGUGCCCGGACAGACAAGGUGAUGCGGUUUUGUGUGUGCAAAUGGGAGUUUCAACAGCAUGGAGUGUCGGUAUUGUGGAUUGCAGCCCUGGGGAGCUCCUGUCACACAGUGUAGAAAAUACUGAGCUUGAUGGGCCAAUGGUCUGACUCUGUAUAAGGCAGCUUCUUAUGUUUCUAUAUGUGGCACCCUAACACAUAUGUAAUAUACAUGGUCCCCAGGUUAUGGUUCGGCAUAGAGACCCUUGCAUUCUUCAACUCAGUUCCAUUUUGUUUGCUUUCAGAUUAUACUAACUUCCUGAAUCCAUGCUUAGGACCCUCAGCCCAUCACUGUCUGAUGGAGACUUUUCUGGUUCCCUCCUCCCUGUUGAUUUUAAUCCCUACCUGUUGAUCCACACAGGGUGUAUCUGCAGCUGGGCAGAUCGUGUCGCUGAAGGUCUGGUUGAUAGACGAUAUCUUGGAAAAGAUAAACCACCAUCUUCCUCCUCAUAUACGAAUUCUAGGUAAGGGAGUAAAUAACAGGAGCUUUUGGUUGUGGGCCUUGAUCUCGGUGAAGUCACCUUUCAAUCUUUCAUAAGCAGAGCAAUAGGGAUGAGCCCUUCUCGCCAGCUUGUAAAUGCAUAGGCGAGGUGGGCCUUGGUGUUGAGGGUGCUUUGAGUUAAGCUUUGUGACAUCAGAAGACCCCUCCUGUCCCCCAGGUGCAGGAGUAGCCAACCUGGAGCCCUGCAGAUGUUGGACUCUAGUGUCUAUCAGCCCCAGCCAACAUAAUCAGGGGUUAGGGAUGAUGGGGGUUCUCAUCCAACCACUUGACUACCCGGCUCUUCUGGAUAGACUCCAGAAGGGACCUACAAUUUAUUAGUAACACCACGUUUCCUCAUUGGUAUCCACAUGAGAACAGAGCAUUUUAGAGCUCGUUAGAUGACCAAAAUCCUUGCCAGCUUUCUUAAGAAAUGCCUUUACUGAGUUGCGUUUCCAAGUGAUGCCCGCUGCAGUCUUGGAUGGCCGCUAUAACUAAGGUCCCAUACACAGACAGACUUUGUAUUUGUGGUCAACCACAGGUGAAAGACAUCACUCAUUAUCUGUUAACCUGCCCCUUAUAUAGGUUUCUGAAACCUUGGUUCUCAGGGACAGCUCAGUCGGUAGAGCAUGAGACUCUUAAUGUCAGGGUCAUGCGUUUGAGCCCUCUGCUGGGCGAAUAGUUCCUGCGAUACAGGGGGUUGGACUAGAUGAUCUUCGUGAUCUUUUCCAACUCUACAAUUUUAUGAUUCUGUAAAAGCAUCAUAGCAGAAAGGGUUUGGUUUCUUUUGAGUGACAGUAAUAUCUUUGUAACACACAAAGUAACCUUUUCUGCAUUGUUUACAAAAAAAAAUCAGGAAAAGGGGGUUAGAUAAAAUCACUAUACAUUGUUUCCGUGAUUCAGAGGUUUAAUCUGAGAUAUAAGCCUCUCUUACAUCAUGGAAGUCCGCUUAUAUUAUAUAGGGGUGUGUGCGUGUGUGUGUGUGUGUAUUGCAUUAUUUUAUUAAUCCUAUUGCUGCAAGUUUGUCAUGGCCUUUGGCUAGAACAAUAAACUUCUGAACCGGCUCCCCAUGGCCCUGGAAGGUUAGCAGAGGCAGGGUCUUUGGCAAGCACAAUUUUUUUACUUUUCCCCACCAGUACCAAUGUUCCCCAUGACCUGGAGUGAGUUGGCAUUUUUUAAGUAGGCCCUUCCCACUUAGAUGGGAGAAGCUUAUGUGCCAGGCCAAAAUGAUAUAAUUGCUGAUUGUGGAAAGUGAACAGCGCAACAGUCAAGACAGGCCCCAAGUUGUGCCAGACACGAUGCACUUCCUUGUGUGGUCAGUUCCACACACACACACACACCCCCCGCCAAUGGAAUGUGAAUAGUUUUGCCACCUGUACAUUUUGAAGCCUCGGUGUACUGAGAAAUUUGAGAGUUCCAUUAAGCCAAAACUGUGGACCCCUGAACCUAAAGCAGGUCUGGGAGAGCCUGUGAUCCUUCUGAUGUUGGGACUCCAGCUCCCAUCAUCCUCUGCAAGGAUGGACAAUGGUCAAGGAUGAUGGGAGCUGAGCUUCAGUGACAUUCGGAGGGUGACAAGUUCCCCCCAUCCCAGUGGUGAAGUAUCCUGGGUCCACGGUUCACCUGAAACUUACUUGAUGGGAUUGUACAGAUCCUGUUAAUAGAACAUGCGUGUUUUAAUCUAGGACUGAAACGGGUCACAGGAGGCUUCAAUUCCAAGAACAAAUGUGAUGCCAGGACAUACUCUUACAUGCUGCCAACUUUUGCCUUGGCACACAAAGACUGCGACCUCCAGGAUGACACGUACCGCCUGAGCACGAAGACGCUGGAGACCGUCAACAGCCUUCUGGCUUGCUACAAGGGGACGCACAACUUCCACAACUUCACCUCUCAGAAGGGGCCCAAAGACCCCAGCGCCAAACGCUACAUCAUGGAAAUGUACUGCGAGGAGCCCUUUGUGAGGGAAGGCAUGGAGUUUGCCGUGAUCAAGGUGAAAGGGCAAAGCUUCAUGAUGCACCAGAUCCGGAAGAUGAUUGGGCUGGUGAUCGCCAUCGUGAAGGGCUUCGCUUCCGAGGCCAUCAUGGAGCGUUGCUGGGGGGAGGAGAAGGUGGACGUCCCCAAAGCCCCGGGGCUGGGCCUGGUUUUGGAGAGGGUUCACUUUGAAAAGUACAAUAAACGUUUUGGGAACGAUGGGCUCCACGAGGCCCUGGAGUGGGUGGAAGAAGAAGAAAAGAUUGCUGCUUUUAAAGAGCAACACAUCUACCCCACAAUCAUAAGCACGGAGAAAGAAGAGAAGUCCAUGGGGUGCUGGGUGGAGACGCUCUCCAACCACGACUUCAAUUCCACUGUCUCGAGGGCACCAGUGGACAACAGGGAUUCAAAGGUAACCCAAUUGGUGGCCAUCACUGCAUUCCAAUGUUUAACUAUGCGCAGUGUGAAGAAGUGUCUCUUCCAUCUGUUGUGAGUCUUGUAACGUGUAGCUUCAUUGUUUUUCCACUAUGAGAGUGGGAGGAAAACCUUCCUGGAUCCACUUUCUCCACGCAUUCCAUAAUUUUUAAACCUGUGUUUAUGAAUGCCACUGACAGUUGUGACUACGCUGUUUCUUUAUCUCCUUUUUCCAGAGUGACGAUCCUGAGGGCAGCGAUGGAUGCGGAGAUGACUCGGACUGAACUGAAAUCCGCUCCAGAGGGCAGAAAUAUAAUAGCGCGUGGGUUGCCCCACACCGUUCUGGGAAACUUCUGCUCGAUAACUUUGGGGUCAUCUCUCAACUGGUGGUGUUUAUCUGCUUGGGUGAUGAGCAUUGCCCACCAGGCCAAGUUGUGGGAGGCGAAGAAAAAGGACCUUUAGAGCAACUUUGUCUACAGUGGGAAAUAAUGUCAGCUGGAGCCAAUAGUGCAUUAAUUAUGCUUUACAAAUGAAUUAUGUCAUUUUUACUGUGUCCAAUGCACAAUAGAAAGUAAUUAAUAAUCAGACUCUUAAGACAAUGGAAAGGUUUUUUAAGUAUCAUUUCCCCCUCCUUUUUAAAAUGAAGGCCAAAGUUUCUUCCUCCUUUCUUUUGGGCUUUUUCUGAUUGUACUUCAUUCCAGCUCAGCUUGCGGAAGGGGAGACACCCUCUUCCUUUCCUUAGCUUGCCAUGUCUUUGCCUCUGGUGUCCCAAGAGACAAAAUAGUUUCUCUGAACAAAAUCUGACUGUGGAAUAUCAAACUUUUCGCUUUCUCUCCUUUAAAAAAUGAGCUACUUGUGUCAGAGGGCUUUAAAAAGAAAAGUUUGUCUCUGGUUUUUGUUUUCUUUUUUGAGAAUAAAAUAAAGACUUCUCAUGGCACAAUUAGAAAAGAAAAAUCAUACCUACGUUUUCUGUGUAUGAAAUAAAAGAGCUUAAGAUUGUGAG